Messenger RNA from Diprion similis, 3658 nucleotides. RefSeq lists its product as uncharacterized. NCBI's taxonomy places the organism in Eukaryota, Metazoa, Arthropoda, Insecta, Hymenoptera, Diprionidae. The coding region runs from base 484 to 2994 and encodes 836 amino acids. The transcript has 9 exons. Gene Ontology annotation, biological process: regulation of transcription by RNA polymerase II. Gene Ontology annotation, molecular function: RNA polymerase II cis-regulatory region sequence-specific DNA binding; DNA-binding transcription factor activity, RNA polymerase II-specific. The record is from RefSeq and is a predicted model, not a curated record.
GUGACGGACGAGUUCACCCACGAACCCAAAGGAGAAAACCGUCUCACGUUAUACCCUGCCGCGAGGAGAUCGAGAACCGGGACGGAUGAGGGUGAAGACAGGGUCCAGCCUCGACAUCGGUGGAUACUAUCGAGGGUGAUCGGUAGGCGUGCGGCUCAUAGGGGCCGAGGGAGCGUAGGAGAGAUUGGACACAAGUCCCGCCGAGUUUAACGUAAGGUGGAUUUAGCGGAGGUGGCGGCUUCGUUUGCGGGGAGUCCGGAGCCCGAGUUCGCCGUGGCGGGCGCUGAGAUUCUCGCUCUACCGGGAGUGGGUAACACACCCGGUGUGAAGGGUACGAUAUACGGUGUCGGUGCAGGGCUGGCGGGUCUCGACAGCGAGGCGGUACGCCGGUGGGUCGCGGAGGCCGCGAGGUCGGUCCAGCGGCAGAUUCCGCCCCCGGUACUCGUACCUGCCGCUUCAUUUCUGUCGAGCCUAACCCCGCCGAUGACGCAAACGCCGAACAUGCACCUGCUCGACAACAACAACAUGACCGAGGCGAUUUCGGCGGGCCAACCGACGGCGCAGCAGCACCAGGAGCACCAUCAGCAGCCUCAUCACCCUCAGCAGCAGCAUCUCCCGCACCAGCCGGGACUCACUCACCAGCAGAAGCUGCAGUCGAGCCCGACGAACAACAACACGAUCGAGGCCUGGCGGUCUGCUCAGGGUGGAGGCAUUCACCAGUGGUGGAGCCCUCCCGGUGGCGUUCAGCAUCAGGAACCACCCGUGACCCCGGUCCCGGCUUCGGCGAGGACCGGCUCACGCUCCAGAUCCCGGUCACGCUCCCGGACCAAGGAGCACCCGGAGCAGCCCCUUGACUUCUCGGUCGGCUCGCUCCAGCAGCAGAGAGCCGUCCACCUCCAGGCAAGGGCCCACGUCGCGGCUCAGGCCGCCGUCAGGAUGAUGCACGAGCGGCUUCAAGGUGGUGCGGCGAUACCCCGUAGGAACAACAACAACGUCGGAGGACGACAGAAGUUGACCAGCAAUAGCGGUAGCAGUGCCGUCAGCAGGAGAAGCUACAGCCCCAGCGAGAGAAGUGACAGCGGAAGCGAAGACGAAGGCGUUUCGACCGGCGGAAGCCCGACGGGACCGCUUCACGGAACCGAUACCGAACCGUGUGGUGACCCGAUGCUGGAAAGGCCUUACGGCAAAGUCUGGCUGGGAGACAACGAAGUGCCGUGGAGAACGGACAGUUCUUUCAAAAGGAUGCCGAGCCUCGUAUCUGCGGGUGGAGGUGGUGCGCCGCACCCGCUUCCUCUUCUGUCGCCACCCAUAGCAGCUCCUGUUACCAGUCCUGAUCUCGGAACGUCCGCAACGCUUCGUGCCAAGUUCGGGAUUUCACCAGCCAGCGACGCAUUAGGGCGGAUCGAUAAGGAACCAGAACCAGCGUCCCCGCAGUCCGUUGAAGAUGCCGAUCUUCACGGUGACGUCGACGGACCGGAUCUGAGCGGGGACGAUCGAAGCAUCGACAGCGAUGUUCGCGACGUUCACGAGUCAGCCAACCUUGAUCAAGACUCCCUUGAUUCUGACCGCGAGGCCCUUAAUUUGGUAACGGAUGUCUCGCAACGGAAUAGCAGCGGAGGAACAAGCGGGAGCGCGUCAUCCCCAAGUUCCGGGGUCAGCAGUCAGCUGACCGGAAGUCACGCGGGUACUAAUGCCAACAACGGGACCAGCCAUGGAUCAGGUUCUCAGGCGGCCCUGGCUGCUCAACUCGUCGGCCAACAAAUGUUAAUGCACAAUUCUUUCGGGGCGCUCAGCUCGCAGGAGAUCCAAGCACUGGCAUCAACCCUCCAGCAGCAGCAACACACCCUGCAACAACAGCUACAACAAUUCGCGCUCUUCCAACAAGCCAAUCCGGCAACUGCCGGCCAACUUCCGGCACAGGCGCAGUUCUUUCUCAGGAAUCAGGUUCAGCAGGCAGUAGCGCAGGCUGCGCAGCAGCUACAAGCAUUACAAAAGCAGCAAACUCUACAGAAUGCCGGAAGUGGUGGAGGCGGUGGAGGCGGAGGAGGAGGAGGAGGAGGAGGAAGCGCCGGGCCUGGCGGCGGGGGAGGAAUCAGCGUUGUCGGAAGUGUCGGAGGUGUUGGAAGUGUGCGGGGUUUGAACCAGCAAAGAUCGCCACCUCCGCCCGGGACUCCACCUGCCGUUAAAGGAGCACCGACGAGACUGGAGCCAUCUCCGGAAGAGACUACGGACCUCGAGGAACUCGAGCAGUUCGCGAAAACUUUCAAGCAGCGUCGAAUAAAGCUGGGAUUCACCCAGGGUGACGUCGGUCUGGCAAUGGGGAAACUUUACGGGAACGACUUUUCCCAGACGACGAUUUCAAGGUUCGAAGCGUUGAACCUUUCCUUCAAAAACAUGUGCAAGCUGAAACCACUGCUCCAGAAAUGGUUAGAAGACGCGGACAAUUCCCUUAACAACCCCAACUCCCUCUCGAACCCUCUGACUACUCCUGAAGCCAUCGGCAGAAGACGGAAGAAGCGGACUUCGAUCGAGACCAGCGUCCGCGUUGCCCUCGAGAAGGCUUUCCUUCAGAACCCAAAACCUACCUCCGAAGAAAUCACCAUGCUCGCCGACAGCCUUGCCAUGGAGAAGGAAGUCGUCCGGGUCUGGUUCUGCAACAGGCGACAAAAGGAAAAACGGAUCAACCCCCCGACGGCUGCGAUGGGCAGUCCCACGAUGGCCUCGCCGACGCCGUCUGUGUUCGCCUCGUUGGCCGGUUCGAUGUCCGGGAGCCCUCUAUCUCUGACAACCCACGCGACGACCCACGUCGGCUCUCACCCCCACCCCCACCCGCAUCCACACCCCCACCCCCACCCCCACACUCACCCCCAUCCUCACAGUCAGAGUCACGGCCACGGGCACGGCACGUCGUCCCUCGGAUCACCGCUGCCCCUUGCCCUGGUCGCUACCGCUGGCGGCAGUUAUCACACGACGAGUUCAAAGUCCCACGAGUGACACCAGCCCUCCCAGGCGGAGGACGCUCUCUACAAUCACCAGUCCCAAAGUCAGCAUUCUCAUCUACACCCUCACCCACAUCAUCAAAACCAGAACCACAAUCAUCAUUAUCAUCAUCAGCAGCUGCAGCAGCAGCAGCAGCAGCAGCAGCAGCAGCAGCAGCAACAGCAGCGGCGGCAGCGACGCUUGUGCAAUCUCACAGAUUUUUAUCAAUAAAUAACUAUGUAAUACUAUACACAAGUAACGGUAAAGGCGUCAGAUAUAAUCGGUCGUCGGUGUCGGCGGACGAAGAAUGCCUGUAGUGCAACAGGGACAGACGUGACGCGUCCAAGACGCGGAUAAACGCGAAAACUUUAUUCAUCAAAUGCGCUUCGAUCAACAGUUGCGAUCGGCGGAUGGUUUAAUAGAUACGGGACGUCUUAAUCGGAUGUGGGUAUAGUGGCUAGUCCGUUUCCGUAUUAAUACCUAUGUGUAGAUGUGUGUAUGUGUGUAUGUAUGUAUGUAUGUAUGUAUGUAUGUAUGCAUGUAUGUAUGUAUAGGCAGCAAAAAAAUUGUUCUUUUUCUGGAAAAUUGUAUAGUUAAGGUUAUAUAGAUGUAUAUGUAAUUGUAAAUAUAGCUGUAGCCGAACUGUGCGUAAGUAUAACAAUAAGCUGAGGGAUUUGUU